AUGUUUCUGGAUAAUUGUGCUGCCUACGACCUCAUUCCCCCAGACCUAAGAGCACGGAUCCAGGACACAGUAUUUUCGGUGUCGGUACGAGACAUCCCAGACUUUAAGAAUGGCACAGAAAAAGAUUUUGCCCUUUUUCCAGACGCAGCUCGACAUCCCAUAUUCUACAAUCACCCAGGCUCCGGGCGUCGUUGUUUGUAUAUGACCAACACAAUGGUGACGCUGCGACCCAAGAGUGUAAACGAGAUGACAGAUCUUCAGAAGGCAUGGGAUAUCAUGAUCACUCAGACACCCAAGUAUCAGCACUACUGGACAACAGGAGAUGUCGUCAUUUGGGAUAAUUUGGCAGUUAUGCACAAAGCUGGAGAGAAACGGACUGGGCAUUCUCCAAAAGAUCCACGAAUGCUUUUCAGAACGCAAUAUCGUAUAGGUAAAACUGCUGGUAAAAGAUAA
Dendronephthya gigantea is the source of this 453-nucleotide messenger RNA. RefSeq names its product alpha-ketoglutarate-dependent 2,4-dichlorophenoxyacetate dioxygenase-like. The record is from RefSeq and is a predicted model, not a curated record. The transcript has a single exon. Gene Ontology annotation, molecular function: oxidoreductase activity. NCBI's taxonomy places the organism in Eukaryota, Metazoa, Cnidaria, Anthozoa, Malacalcyonacea, Nephtheidae. Bases 1 to 453 code for a protein of 150 amino acids.